UGCCUGUCACUGACUCACAUUGGUAUCACUUCUGUGAGUCCAUCACGGAAUUUUCGGCGAUUCCGUGAAGCCAGCACAGAUUCGGGGUUAAUUAAGUCCGUGAACAUUACACGGAAUUCUGUGAGAUCAGCAGGUGACCUGCACUUGCCGACUCUUUCCCUGACCUCAAGACAUGCAGCUGUUUCUCCUGGAGAAAAUAUCCAGUUCAACUGCACAACACCUAAACCAAGAUGCAAUGCUACUGCUGAAUUCCAGCUCUUCAGAAACGGAUCAUCUGUAUCCUCCCAGACACAUGUAUCUAGUGUGACUUUCAACCUUGUUAAUGUAUACGUCUCACAUCAGGGCAGCUACAGCUGUUGUUACUCCUACCAAAACAACAACUACCAAAAAAAGUCACCUUUGAGUAACACUGUUAUCAUCAAUGUGGUGAACUUGCAGCAGCCCAGCAUUUCCCACAGUGCUCCUGAUGGAUGGUUUCACGUGGGGCCUCAGGGGCCAGUGAUCAACAGGGGCCACAGUUUCACUAUCAUCUGUUCAAUUCAAUCUCAGUAUCCUGGAGGCUCUUUUUACCUGUUCAGAGGGUCAAGCAUCACUAGGACUGAGUCAGCUGUCAGUCACUCUGCCUCCUUCUUCUUUCCUGAGGCAGAUUUUUCACAGGAGGGAAAUUACAGCUGUGUUUAUGAAGUCAGUGUCUCCUCACGCUCCUUCCGUUCAUCUGCCUCUGAACUGCUGCUCAUCACUAUCACAGUGAAUUUGCAGCAGCCCAGUAUUGAUCCUGAUGGAUGGUUUCACGUGGGGCCUCAGGGGCCAGUGAUCACCAGGGGCCACAGUUUCACUAUCAUCUGUUCAAUUCAAUCUCAGUAUCCUGGAGGCUCUUUUCACCUGUUCAGAGGAUCAAACAUCACUAGGACUGAGUCAGCUGUCAGUCACUCUGCCUCCUUCUUCUUUCCUGAGGCAGAUUAUUUGCACGAGGGAAACUACAGCUGUGUUUAUGAAGUCAGUGUCUCCUCACGCUCCUUCCGUUCAUCUGCCUCUGAACUGCUGCUCAUCACUAUCACAGCCUCCCUGCUUCCUGUCAUUGGUGCUGCAGUGUCAGCUGUGCUGCUCUUAUUGUCUGUCCUCAUAAUCAUCCUCCUGCUGAAGAGAAGACAAAGGCAAAGGAACAAGGAAACGCAUUUAAAGUGCUGUUUUAGGAAAGGUGAAGCUGCAUCACAUAGUAGCAAAAAUGAAGAGGAUGAUGAGGCUGAUUAUGAAAAUUUUGAACUUGAUGAAAACAUGGAUCAUGAUGAAUCUGAACAGGACUAUAUUAAUGUGGACUCUGAUCAUUCUGAACAAGAUUAUGUCAAUGUGCACUCAGAUGAUUCUGAGGAUUGUGUCAAUGGUCACACUGCCAAGUCACAGAGGUCAUCGGGACCUCCCAUCUACGUGACCAACGAGUGA
Onychostoma macrolepis is the source of this 1440-nucleotide messenger RNA. RefSeq lists its product as uncharacterized. The transcript has 7 exons. NCBI's taxonomy places the organism in Eukaryota, Metazoa, Chordata, Actinopteri, Cypriniformes, Cyprinidae. The record is from RefSeq and is a predicted model, not a curated record. The annotation marks the transcript as partial.